AUGCAUCCAGGCGUCCUGGCUGCCUUCCUCUUCUUGAGUUGGACUCAUUGCUGGUCCCUGCCUCUUCCCAAUGAUGAAGAUUCUGACGAUUUGUCCGAGGAAGACUUCCAGUUUGCAGAGAACUACCUGAAAUCAUACUACUAUCCUCUGAAUCCUGCUGGAAUCCUGAAGAAGACGGCAGCAAGCUCUGUGGUUGACAGGCUUAGAGAAAUGCAGUCUUUUUUCGGCUUAGAGGUGACUGGCAGACUUGAUGAUAACACCUUAGACAUCAUGAAAAAACCAAGAUGUGGGGUCCCUGAUGUGGGUGAAUAUAAUGUUUUCCCUCGAACUCUCAAAUGGUCCAAAAUGAACUUAACCUACAGAAUUGUGAAUUAUACCCCUGAUUUGACUCAUUCUGAAGUUGAAAAGGCAUUCAAAAAAGCCUUCAAAGUUUGGUCUGAUGUGACACCUCUGAAUUUUACCAGAAUUCACAAUGGCACUGCAGAUAUCAUGAUCUCUUUUGGAACUAAAGAGCAUGGUGACUUCUACCCAUUUGAUGGACCAUCCGGUCUAUUGGCUCACGCUUUUCCUCCUGGACCAAAUUAUGGAGGAGAUGCCCAUUUUGAUGAUGAUGAAACCUGGACAAGUAGUUCCAAAGGCUACAACUUGUUUCUUGUUGCUGCCCAUGAGUUUGGCCAUUCCUUAGGUCUUGAACAUUCCAAGGACCCAGGGGCACUCAUGUUUCCCAUAUAUACCUACACUGGCAAAAGCCACUUUAUGCUUCCUGAUGAUGAUGUACAAGGGAUCCAGUCUCUCUAUGGUCCAGGAGAUGAAGACCCCAACCCUAAACAUCCCAAAACGCCAGACAAAUGUGAUCCUUCCUUAUCCCUUGAUGCCAUUACCAGUCUCCGAGGAGAAACAAUGAUCUUUAAAGACAGAUUCUUCUGGCGUCUACAUCCUCAGCAAGUUGACGCAGAGCUGUUUUUAACAAAAUCCUUUUGGCCAGAACUUCCCAACCGUAUUGAUGCUGCAUAUGAGCACCCUUCCCAUGACCUUAUCUACAUCUUUAGAGGCAGAAAAUUUUGGGCUCUUAAUGGUUAUGAUAUUCUGGAAGGUUAUCCCAGAAAAAUAUCCGACCUAGGAUUUCCAAAAGAGGUUAAAAGGAUAAGUGCGGCCGUUCACUUUGAGGAUACAGGGAAGACGCUCUUCUUCUCAGGAAACCAAGUCUGGAGCUAUGAUGAAACUAACCAUAUGAUGCAUAAAGACUACCCCAGACUAAUAGAAGAGGUCUUCCCAGGAAUUGGUGAUAAAGUAGAUGCUGUCUUCGAGAAAAAUGGUUAUAUCUAUUUUUUCAAUGGGCCCAUACAGUUUGAAUACAGCAUCUGGAGUAACCGUAUUGUUCGUGUCAUGCCAACAAAUUCCCUAUUGUGGUGCUAA
Messenger RNA from Mesoplodon densirostris (Blainville's beaked whale), 1416 nucleotides. It is a transcript of the gene MMP13, whose product is annotated as matrix metallopeptidase 13. Gene Ontology annotation, cellular component: extracellular matrix. The transcript is spliced from 10 exons. Gene Ontology annotation, molecular function: metalloendopeptidase activity; zinc ion binding. Lineage: Eukaryota; Metazoa; Chordata; Mammalia; Artiodactyla; Ziphiidae. The coding region runs from base 1 to 1416 and encodes 471 amino acids. The record is from RefSeq and is a predicted model, not a curated record. Gene Ontology annotation, biological process: collagen catabolic process; proteolysis; extracellular matrix organization.